Helianthus annuus (common sunflower) is the source of this 878-nucleotide messenger RNA. RefSeq names its product oil body-associated protein 1A. The record is from RefSeq and is a predicted model, not a curated record. The transcript is spliced from 3 exons. Lineage: Eukaryota; Viridiplantae; Streptophyta; Magnoliopsida; Asterales; Asteraceae. The coding region runs from base 58 to 783 and encodes 241 amino acids.
UCCAGAUUUCAUCAACCAACCUCACCGGAAAACGCCGUCGUUUUGAUCCGACUGAAAAUGGACCCGGUUCACGCAUCAAUCCUCCCUGAAGUUCCCGGAGAAAAGACCAAAAUCGGCACCUCACUCGUCGACACUGCGGCCGCAACCAUCCAGUCGUUUGGCCCGACCAAACAGAUCCACCAACACCUUUGCGCAUUUCACUUUUACGCGGACGACAUGACUCGCCAAGUGGAAGCGCAUCACUACUGCGGCCAUCUGAACGAAGACAUGCGACAAUGCCUAAUCUACGACCGGCCCGAUGCCGAUGCGCGGUUGAUCGGGCUGGAAUACAUAGUAACUGAAGAACUGUUUUUAACUCUUCCGGACACGGAAAAACCAAUGUGGCAUAGCCACGAGUACGAGGUGAAGAGCGGCGUGCUCUUCCUUCCCGGUGUUCCCGGUCCGGUUGAACGAAAAGAUCUCGAGAAAGUGGCGAAAACGUAUGGGAAGACCAUUCACUUUUGGCAGGUGGAUAGAGGUGAUGAACUGCCGCUCGGGUUACCGCAGGUGAUGAUGGCGCUAACGCGAGACGGGCAACUCUACCCGAGCCUCGCUAAAGAUGUGGAGUCUCGAUACGGCGUCUCCUUCGAGAAGGAAAGGGCUAACAGGGCAUACAUGGAGGGUCCGACUCACGGAAUCCACCCAAAAGCGAAUGCAGCCGGAAUCGGGCUCAAGACGGUGCUACGAGAGAUCGAAUGCAAACCAUCCGUCCAGUCGGAAUCUGUUCCUAGGGUUUUUGUUUGAUAAAUCCUUUUAAAAACUGUGUUGGAGAAUAAAGAUGCUGAUGCUAUGAAUGAAUCUAUCAAGAAUAAGUAAGAACGUGAGAACAGUUUGGAAUA